AUAAGCAGAAUAUAGAUACUAAGCUCAAAGAGUGGUGGUUGAUGUUUUGUGGAGUCUUACCCGUCAUGAUGAACUGCUCUGCCGUUAUACUGCUCCUUGGUUCCCUCUUUAUCAUCGGCCACUGUGUUUUUCCUCCCGGUUCUUGUGAUGGAUACACAAACAUAACUGACACAUGGCGCAACUACUUAUUUAUAUCAAGUACCUUUUCUGACUAUCCAAACGAUGAUGCUGCGCUUGUUGGGAAUUGGCUGCGCUUCGUGGGACUUGGUGGAGAUACACUUAUACCAGACUGCCCAGCAGGCCCUUGUGGCGGUACCACGUACCCAAUUUAUUUUCCCUUUAGUUAUCCAAAAGAUGAAUCAGAAACUGCGAGUACAGGGACUGCAUAUGCUAAUAAUGGAUCUUGCGAGGCUUAUAGUUCUGAGAUGUCCGUGGUCCUCUGUCCUGGAGGGUUCUACAUCUACAAACCAUCCAGCCAUCAAAGUAGCAGCAUGGGUUUUGUGACCUACCAUUCUACAUGUGACUCAGUCUCCUGUGGACCCCUAGCUCUGUGUUCAGGUAACGGAGGCUGUAUUUGUGAGUCUGGGUAUGAAGUACCCCCCGCUUACCGCCCCACAUCAGAAUCCUACGGUUGUGAUGACAUCAAUGAGUGCACGACUGCAGGUAUUUGUGGUCCCAACGCUCAAUGCAACAACGCUAUUGGAUCAUAUUCCUGUACCUGUCUGGAUGGAUUCAAUGCUACAGAUCCAAUAUCAGCACCUGGACUAUCCAACAAAUGCACAGACAUCGAUGAGUGCACGACUGCAGGUUUUUGUGGUCCCGACGCUGAAUGCAACAACACUAUUGGAUCAUAUUCCUGCAUCUGUCUGGAUGGAUUCAGUGCUACAGAUCUGACAUUACCCCCUGGACUAUCCAACGAAUGCACAGACAUAGAUGAGUGCACGACUGCAGAUAUUUGUGGUCCCGACGCUGAAUGCAACAACACUAUUGCAUCAUAUUCCUGCAUCUGUCUGGAUGGAUUCAGUCCUACAGAUCCAAAAUUAGAACCUGGACCAUCCAACGAAUGCACAGAUGUUGACGAGUGUGGCAUAGAUCCCCCCAUCUGUGGUCCCUAUGCCAACUGCUCCAACUCAGAUGGAUCUUACUCCUGCACCUGCUUCGUUGGUUUUCAGGAGAACGUCACAGGCGUGAUAGCCAGCUCUUCUAACCCAUGCACAGACGUGGACGAGUCUCUCGAGAAUGUCUGUGGCGAUGGCGGGACUUGUAUAAACAACGUAGGAAGCUUUGUGUGUGUCUGCCAUCCAGGCUACAAGCUUGAACUCGACGCGACUCCUCUUUGCCAAGAUAUUGAUGAGUGUUUCAACUCCACCAUCUGUGGCCCUGACUCCGAAUGCACCAACAUACCAGGAAACUACACCUGUAAAUGUGUCCUGGGGUACGCGCCAACUGAUCAAAACAGGCAGCCCAGCGAGACAAACAUCUGCAUUGAUGUUGACGAGUGUGACAUAACUCCCCCGAUCUGUGGUCCCUAUUCCAACUGCUCCAACUCAAUUGGAUCUUACUCCUGCACCUGCUUCUCCGGGUUUCGGCUGAACCAGCAGAACCUGAUAGCCAGCUAUUCUAACCCAUGCACAGAUAUAGAUGAGUGCAGUGAGACCCCGGGUCUGUGUGGGAUACUAACUGUGUGCACUAAUGUACCGGGGACCUACUAUUGUUCUUGUCGUGAUGGAUUCUACCCUUCAACUGGACUCGUUUGGAAGAUUGGAGUCACAUUUUGUGAAAGCCUCGAUGUCAUUUUAGAUAGGAUAAAACCUCCACAGGGUCAGACAAAAGAGAGAGCUUUUCUUGGAAACAUGGACCAACAACUGACAGAAAAUGGGGACAUGUACUUACCAGACGCAACUGUGUCAAACAGCAUAUCAGCAUCUAUGGAAGUGUCGGGUGUUGGACCACGUGCCAGGUUAAGAAGUGUGAGUAGCCAAGGAGACGCGGAGACCGGAAGUAUGAUCCUGAACAUCUCCGACCGUUUGGUGUCCGCCAUAGUGCAGCCAGGUCAAAACAAAACCCAGAGGACAGUGACGAGUCCAACACUGGAUCUAAGUAUUCAAACUAUCGGGCCCGAAGACAGCGACGCCGAGAGCACUGCGCUCUCAGCCAACGGAAACACCAUGCAGAUCAACUUGGAAGGCCUGGCCAAAAAUAACAAUGGUUCUGCAGCAGUUGCCUUCUUGACAAUAAAUGGGAUGGAGAGUCUUCUUAGCCAUCAGUACUUUAAAACCGAGAACAGGACAGAAAUGUACUCGGACGUCAUCACUGCCGUCUUACCAUUAAUGAACAACACCAACCUCACAGAGCCUGUCAACUUUACCAUCCAGCAUAAGAAGACACUGACUGAAUCUGGUUUGGUGACCUGUGUGUACUGGGAGGAGAGCGCAGACGGCAAAACCCAGGACAAGCGUUGGUCGGUAGACGGCUGUUUGGUUGCAUACACCAAUGAAAACUACACCGUGUGCAGCUGCUCCCAUCUGUCCACGUUUGCCCUCAUCAUGCAGAUAGGGGAGCCUCCCCAAGAGGACUCUUUCCUUGAGUGGCUAAACCGGAUGUGUGUGACCAUCGGGCUGUUCUUCCUCGCUUUGGCCAUCUUCACCUUCCUGCUCUGUAGCUGGAACCCCAAGAUCAACAAUACGGCUCGUCUUCACCUCUGCCUCAACCUCUUCUUCUCCCAACUGCUGCUGCUGUGGAAUGACAAAUAUGUGGAUCAAGCGCGGGCCUGCACAGUCAUGGCAGGUGUUCUCCACUUUGUUGUGGUAGCAAGUUUUGUGUGGAUGCUGCUGGAGGCGCUUCAGCUCCACCUGUUGGUCCGGAGACUCUCUAAGGUGCAGGUCAUCCAGAGAGACGGCCUCCCAAGGCCACUUCUCUACCUGAUUGGCUACGGCGUUCCAUUUGUGAUUGUGGGGGCUUCUGCACUCAUAUAUUCGGAUGGAUAUGGUGCUACUGAUGCAAAAGUGUGCUGGCUCUCCACAAAGCGCCAUUUCAACUGGGCUUUAACGGGCCCUGUGGUUGCCAUCCUUGGACUUAAUUGGAUCUUGUUCUGUGCUACUUUAUGGAGCUUGAGACCAACCUUGGUCAACAUGAAAAGUGGUGCUUCUCAAUCCAAAGACACCAGGUUGGUUAUUUUCAAGAUCCUGUCCCAGUUUGUCAUCUUGGGCUGCACCUGGAUUCUGGGCCUCUACCAGUCAAACCUAUUCUUCCAGGUGCUCUUCAUAGUUCUCAACUCCCAGCAAGGCACCUUCCUCUACAUCGUCCACUGUCUGCUCAACAAGGAGGUCCGAGAUGAGUACGUGAAAUGGCUGACCUGUUCUUUCAAUACGAGCAAAGAAAAAGGAUCAGUGAAAGAUGUGCCCUCAGUCUCUGAAGACGUGGCUGAAGGCUGAAGAGCGGCAGCGUGAAGGACGAACCAAUAUCCCAAAAGAGGGACGCACGGCAGCAAGGAGACGUGCAAACCCAUACUUCAAUCAUCAAUUAGUCAUUACAUAUUAUCAUUACAUUGCUACUUUGCUGUUUUCUUUGAGGAUGACAAAUCAUAAGAUAUAUAUAUAUAUAUAUAUAUAUAUAUAUAUAUAAAAACGUGUGUGUGUAUGUCUACCUCGUCUGUAUCUACUAUUAUUCAUCAUGUAAUUGUCUGGUUUGUAUGACGUUCACUGGGAGACAACUAAAAAAAGACUUCCAACACCUUAAAUAAAUAAAUGAGGUAAUCUAUAUGCCAAAUAUU
Messenger RNA from Gasterosteus aculeatus aculeatus (three-spined stickleback), 3772 nucleotides. Lineage: Eukaryota; Metazoa; Chordata; Actinopteri; Perciformes; Gasterosteidae. The record is from RefSeq and is a predicted model, not a curated record.